Dreissena polymorpha is the source of this 2717-nucleotide messenger RNA. RefSeq lists its product as uncharacterized. NCBI's taxonomy places the organism in Eukaryota, Metazoa, Mollusca, Bivalvia, Myida, Dreissenidae. The transcript has 8 exons. Bases 240 to 2012 code for a protein of 590 amino acids. The record is from RefSeq and is a predicted model, not a curated record.
GACACAGACAGGCGACAUUAGCAGACAACGGUUCCAAGAGGAAUGUUGUGGCACUGUGUGAUUCAAUUCUUGUUCUUCUUUAAUUAAAAUCUUACAACUGGUAGGGUUGAUAUUGCGCCUUUUGUCUCAUAGAUUAGGUUUUCGAUUAACUACCUUAUUUGAAAGUGUUUUUCUCGCUUCAAAGGAAACCAUUAUUUGUGUCCGGGAUUUUCGUCUUUAGACAUCUUUAAGGUUCUACGAUGGAUCUCCACACAUGUAUUUUGAUCGUGACUGCGCUGCUGUUUUCCUGUUUUACCGACGCCUUUCGUAUCCGAAGAUCUGGUGUGGCCGGCUAUGACGACCCGUACGGUCUGACAAACGCAUUUGAGGAAAUUGAACGACCAACACGAAACGGUUAUGAGUCUCUUCUUCGAGCGAAAGUUCUAGAAGAGGACGACCCUUACUUUAAUCCCAAUGAAGAUAAUUUAAGACGUAUGAAUGUCGAGCCAUUGGUUGAAGACACCUACAAUUACGUUUCACCUUACGAGUAUGGUAAAUCAUUCCCGCAGUUUUCAUCACUUGAGCAAAUUCCAGAUCCUUAUGAAGGACUGAAUGGCAGAAUGUUUGGUCCUCAGAAAAGAACAGUCCAUAAUCCUAGGAGAGUUGUACCGACUUUACAAGAGCUUCAGACAAUUUUCGGAGGUGCAGAUGUGCCGAUGAAACGAUUACCAAUUAAACGACAAGAACCAGCGAAAGAUACAAAAAGUGAAUCUAAAGCUACCGAGCCCAAGCUUUCGGAAAAAUCGCAGUUCGACAAAGAGAAUAGGGAAGAAGCAUUUCGUAAGCUCUUAAGCGUUGCACAGAAUCUGAAACCGGCAGGGGAAACAAACGAACAAGCUCAUUCUGAAAAUGAGGAGAAAGCUGUAACCGUGAAACAAUCAAAAACGACCGUAAUAGAGAGCAAGACACACGAGAAACUUACUGAACAUGACACUAAUGAAAGCAGUCAAAAAGUGGAACUUAUAGAUUCAGAUGACUCGCUUAACAGUAAAUCAAAACGAGCUUCUGAGAUUAAUCUCCCGCCUAAGUUAGUGGCCGAGCUACUGGAGCAAAUAAAUAUUCUAAAAGAGAAAGUCUCCAAGCUCGAAGUUCUGCAGAUGUUGGAGGAACGCGAGAAUGAUUAUCUUGCCAACGCUCUGAAAUUUGCCACUCUAGAUCAGAUAGAAGGUCGCGAUGAUUUCGUCAACAAAGAGUUCGACGAUAUCAAUAAAGCCACAGAGACGGAAGCUAUGAUUCAAAGUCUAACAGAAGACAAGCCCGACGAAGUUGACGGUGACGACGUAAAAUUGGAGUCACAGCCACAAACAGACAUCAGUAACAUAGUAUUACCAGAACUCGAGCAGAAGAGGACCCCUGAGGUUGAGGUGGGGCAGGGUUUGUCCGUGCAAGACACGUGGUUAGAGGAACCCGUGCAAGAACACGUGAGCGAUGGUGCAAUGCUCGAGGCAGAACAUGCCGCUGCAAACGAUGAACUCGCAACUAAAGAUAUGCCAGGAGGAAUUGCCCUAGAAGUUCCUGUUGUAGCCGAUAACCCGCUCAAUGAUUCUCCAAUCGUCGAGCGGAAGUUGCUGCGCGAGCUGUUAGGAAGUCUGUCGCCGUCUACCAUUCACAAUAUCAUUAAAGACCUCGGGAAAGAGGCGCUUACAGGAGUGUGCCCAGCAGUUGAUGAAGUGUCGGAAAAAUGUGCCUUUGUCGACGCCGGCAACAUACCGCUAGACGAGGAAGCACAAAACCUCUGCAUUCGACACCAAGUGUGCUACACUUGUGGGUCGGCGUUAGGAAUUCCAAAGAGCAAUUGUGAUGAUGGCUACAAGGGAACCGUGAUCGAAGAGUGUGAAGGGGACACUUCCUGUCUACGCGACGCCGCCUACUUCCUGCAGCUAAUGGCGCAGGCGCAUGUGUAUAAGGCACACAGUCCUGAAGCAUGCGCAUCGAGCUGCGUGCGAGACUUCAUUGUAGGAAUCGAUGAGUAGACAUACAAAAAUGCAUACUUUUCCACUGUUCAGAUAUGCCUUCUGAACAGUUUGCUUGAUUAUGAGGUUUUGUGAAAACUGUGAGCAUUUCCAAGAGUUGUACACGUGAUAUGAGUUCAUGUAACCAGCAUUUAUGAAAUCAUUAGAGAUAUGUGUAAAUGGAUAUAUAUGAUUGUGAUAAAAGAUCAUAACAUAGUUUAAUCAAUAAAUACGUUAUCAUUGAUAUUCUCUGCAUCUGCUGUUAAGCCUCCGUUCGUUUGUACUGGAACUAUAAGAACAAAUAGAUUAUUGGCAUCACAAAAUUUAUGCACAGAUGUGUCUGCUACAGUCCCUUUAGCAAACAUGUAAACGCGUUGUCCUCAUUUAGACAGAGUUCAUUAAUCUGAAGCCGUAGUUAAGGUGGACAAGCGUGACUUUACGGUACACGGGUAGACCCGAGCUACAAUUUAUUUAUUUGGUUUUUCCCAACAUCAAAGUAUGUGCAUUGUAAGAAUCUCUCACGUUUACGUGUGUUUGUUAUUCAUAUAUGUUUUGCUGUAAUAAUAACAAGAGAUGUUCCAAUCUGCAUAUAUGAACAAUCAUUAUGUUGCCAUGUUCAAUAUUCCCUCAAAACGUGAAGCAUUCGUUAAAGUAUAAAGGCAGUCAAAGUUAAUUUGUUGUUAAAGAGAAUUACAAUAAUAUAUGUGAUUAAAUAAUAUUUCCUGA